AGUGCGCCCUGCCUGCCAGUCGGAGGAUGGGGAUUUUUUUUUCCCAUUCAUCCACGUCCCCUUUUUUUCCCUCCUCCUCCUCCUCCUCCUCCCUCCUCCUCCUCUCAAACAAGCCAGUCGGUCUGUCAAUGUGCUGCGAGCAUUAGGGCAAGUCAAACCAGUGGGAUUUUUUGAGGCAAGAGAGACGGAUGAGAUAACCAACGAAGCGCUGUGUGGGGUUUUUUUUUUCUUCUUCUUCUUCUUCGUCGCUCCCCCCUCCUCCUCCUCCUCCUCCUCCUCCUCCUCCUCUGGUCCGAGGAGCGACGCGUCCGGCAGCUCUCCAAAUGAUGCGCCGCAUCAGAUAGGCGUCAAUUUUUUUACUCUCUCCUCUCUCUCCUCAACCUCGGGGAGGAAACCGAUGCGCACAACUCGCAUCUUAUUUUCUUCCUUUUUUUUUGGUUGUUUUUUUUUUUAAAACAAUCACUCGACAAGUUUCGCGUCGGCCUUUUUGUGCGACGCCACCGAGAGCGAGGGAUGCUUUUUUUUUUCUUUCUUUUUUUCUAGCUCUUUGGUUUCUUACUCUCAGUUUUCUUUGAAUUGAUUUCUCGGACUUACUCGCCGAUCUGGAUCCUGGUUUGGUUUUUGGUUUGGUUCUUCCUCUUUUUUUGUGUGUGUGUGUUUUUCUAUAAUCGUUAUUUCGCUGAAGGAUUUACAACCCGCGUGUUUUCUGCCAAGAGGAGAAGAAGGAUUGUAAAUGCGCACUGACUGAGCCCACCGAGCAUCAACGCGUCUUUCACGAGGAUGGAGCCGUGGACGCGAGUGACAUCUUUUCCAUUUUAAACGCUUUUAUUUCUCAUCUUCACACGUUCGUUUUCUUUUCUUUCAUAUAUAUAUAUAUUUAUAUAUAUAUAUAUAUAUUUGUUUGUUUGGCCCGACCUGACCACGUUUCUCCUCGCUCCAAGCCCGACGCGUUUGGAAGGUAGAUCCUCUUUGCGGCGGGGAGCAAGGUAAUGGGAGAGAAAUCACCCAGAGUCGGCUCAGAGAACAAGGGAACAUUGUUCGGAGAAAGACAAUUAGGGCGCACCGAGAGGCAGCAGAAAUAGCUCCCGGGUGGCGAUACGUUUCCCCGGGCACGAUUUCGAUUUCAGCGGGAGUUCAGUUCGAGCCGAGGAGCACUGCUUUGGAAGAAGAAAGAAAGAAAGAAAGAAAGAAAGAAAAAAAUCCCGAGGACUAAUGACAAAUUAAUGGGAAAGUCAUGGGAUUGGCACUGAAAUAGUACGGGGUCGAGGACGCGCAGCAGAAAGAGAGAGAGAAAAAAAGAGAGAAAUAAAGAAAUAAAGCGUCGCGUUUUCCUCUUUCUGCGGGGAGAUCCAGACGCACGGAUUGGAAACAAGUUUCUCCCCGAGUCCAGCCUGUCGGUUCGAUCCCCCACCUCCCCUAUCGCGCAGUUUUUUGAUAAAUCGUGGAUGCAUGAGGUCGCGCACACAGCGGGCUUCCACUCCACACUUUGACUGCCUCCACCUAUAGCCUGCUCGGCUGUGGUCGCGCACCCAUUGUUUUGAGAGUCGCGCAGAAAAGCCCAUCCACUAUAAGAAAAGAAAGAAAAAAGAUUCUCGUUCAUUUCUUUCUUUUCUUUUUUCAUUUUUCUAAUAAAUGGGGCUACAUAUGCUGGGCGUCAGGGUUGAAAUGGCGUGUCGAGGAAGUGGGAAUGGAUUGGGGAUCCUGCUGAUAUUCUUACUGGAUUUACUGGGGACGGCGGCCAGCAAUAUGGAGCCCAUCUACUGGAAUUCCCUGAACGAAAGGUUCAGGGACGACAAGGGCUACAUCCUAUACCCUCAGAUCGGGGACCGGCUGGACCUCAUCUGCCCUCCGCUGGACACCGCCAGGUCCACGCCAGAGUACGAGUUCUACAAGCUCUACCUCGUGUCGUCGCGGGAGCAGGCGGACCGCUGCGAGGUGAUGGGGCCCCCCAACAUCGUGCUGACAUGCGACGAGCCCACCCGCGAGCGCCGCUUCACCAUCAAGUUCCAGGAGUUCUCGCCCAACCUCUGGGGCCACGAAUUCAAGAGCAUGCACGACUACUACAUCAUCGCUACGUCAGAUGGGACGCGUCAAGGCCUGGAUAGCAUGAGAGGCGGAGUGUGUGCCACGCAAGGCAUGAAGGUGGUGCUGAAAGUGGGGCAGAGCCCAUAUGGGCUGCCUCCGAAGAAGGAGCCGCCAGCGGGACGCACCACCAACAGAAACCCAGGCGGCGGGGGGAACUCCACCCAGUCUCGAGGACCCAACAGCUUCGGAGGAGAGGGCGGCGGCGAGAACGGGCCCCUCCAACCCUCCAAUAUAGCCCUAAUUGCCGGCGCCGCCGGAGGCUCCGCCUUCCUCCUGCUGGUGACCGCCGUGAUCUGCGUGGUAUGCUACAGGCGGCGGCACGCCAAGCACUCGGACACCCACCACCCUCCGCUGUCGCUGUCGUCGCUCACCAGCCCCAAGAGAGGCGGCGGCGGGGGAAUCUCCAGCUCCAACAACAACGGCUCCGAGCCCAGCGACAUCAUCAUCCCCCUGCGGACGUCGGACUCAGCCUACUGCCCUCACUACGAGAAGGUGAGCGGAGACUACGGGCACCCCGUCUACAUCGUCCAGGAGAUGCCGCCCCAGAGCCCGGCCAACAUCUACUACAAAGUAUGAGACGGCCGCUGCUCCGGGCCGCUGGACACAUCCACCUCCCCUCUAACCCAUUAUCGACCAAUCCCCUGCUCCAAAUGAAGCCACAGCAACGCUCGCCAUCACAGCUCCGACCCUGAACCCCUCAAUACUUACCAGUAUUGUCCCACGGAACCUCCCCCCACCCCCCACCCCAACUCACUGCCCCGUGAGCCCGGCCACAGUUGUGUUCCUAGCUGAAUAAACCACCCCACCCCAUUCUAACACAACUGGGCCACCAAGUGUGUGUUAAGGGCGACGUCGUAUUCGUGCGUAGCCCUUCUUAACAAGGCCCUCACGAGAUGGGCAAGAGCCUCUGAGUGCCCGCCCCUCCACUUGUAAACUCAGAGCUAAACGAGCCCCACCCAGCGCUGAAUUGAAGAGUAGUCCCCUGUAACACCCAGUAUGUGUGUGAGUUUCUGGGAGUAUGGACGUGGGCGUUGGGACCUGAGAUGUUUUACAAAAGAGUAAAAAAAAAAGAAAGAAAAGGACUACAAGUAAAAAAAAAAACAAAACAAAACAAAAAAAACUCCACCCCUGACCCCACUUAGCGCCGGAGAACUCUGAUUCCCAGAGGCCAUACCUGCCUAGCUCACCGCCCUGCCCCUCAGAGCUCCAUCGGCCAACCAGAGACCGGCCCCUGCCACUAACUCACCAAUAGGAUUCUAGUUUGUUUGUGUUUGUUUCUCCUGAGAAAAAAAAACGGGGGGCCUCGGACUCAACCAAUCAAGCGAGCCCCGGGCGACGGUCGCGUGACCAGGCCUGAGGAGGUCUGUCCAAUCGGUGACACUCAGAAUCUUGUAUAUUUUAAUAAUGUGUGUGUGUGCGUGCGUGCGUGCGACUGCGCGAGUGUGCAUACGACUCGAGAUAAUAAUUAUGGCGCUGCUGCUCCACAUUAGACGUGUGUGUGCAGUUAGUGCGCUUCAGUACAGCAAAGUUUGCAUAUGAGUUUGCAUAUGCUUGCGUGGGGUUUAGUUUGUGUGUGUGUGUGUGUGUGUGUGUGUACGCUUCGUGUGUGCGAGUGACUGUGCGUACGCGUGCGUUCUUUAGACUUGUCUUAAAUACCAAAACACAAAAUAGUGAGCGAAUAUCAAAAAAGUGAGAUUUUUUAUCGCUAUCAACACUUAUAGAUUAUAUAUAUGAAUAUCCAGUAAAUAAUUUCUAGAUGUUUUUUUUUUUCUGUUUUCUAUUGUUUUUAUCAUUUCUACCCACUCUGUUAAACUACACUUCUGUUGCUAGGCAUUUUUUUAUCUGCUGUUUUUUUUUUUGUUUUUCACGACUUAGAGCGACCUUGUUUCCUUCCUUUUUAUCCCCCCCCUUUUGAGUUGUAUAUUAAUUUAAUCCCCUUUUGGUUGUUUCUCCAUUUUUCCCGGCGAACAGAGGUUGUGUCUCUCUUCCUCUCUUCCCUCCCUCAUUCACUCCCUCCCUCCCUCCCUCCUCCCCCCUCCCGUCCCCCCUCUAGGGUCUCUGAACUCUGUGUAUAUUUUUAUAGCUCCUUGUACUAUGCUGUAGUUUUGAAGUUUAGACCUCGUUUGUGGAAGUGUUGAGGUAGAAAAACCAUCUAUGAGAGAUUUUUUUUUUUUUUUUUUCAAACGCUUUUUUUGAAACGCAGAAGUGAAAAGAAGUAAAGGGGCAUGGGGGGGAAGGGGGGGCGA
Acanthopagrus latus (yellowfin seabream) is the source of this 4331-nucleotide messenger RNA. It is a transcript of the gene efnb3b, whose product is annotated as ephrin-B3b. Gene Ontology annotation, biological process: axon guidance; ephrin receptor signaling pathway. The transcript is spliced from 5 exons. The coding region runs from base 1633 to 2661 and encodes 342 amino acids. Lineage: Eukaryota; Metazoa; Chordata; Actinopteri; Spariformes; Sparidae. The record is from RefSeq and is a predicted model, not a curated record. Gene Ontology annotation, molecular function: ephrin receptor binding. Gene Ontology annotation, cellular component: plasma membrane.